Molecule: messenger RNA, 1295 nt
Organism: Onychomys torridus (southern grasshopper mouse)
Lineage: Eukaryota; Metazoa; Chordata; Mammalia; Rodentia; Cricetidae
Gene: Neurl3
Product: neuralized E3 ubiquitin protein ligase 3
Exons: 4
Coding region: 208-972 (254 amino acids)
Source: RefSeq, a predicted model, not a curated record
GCUGUAGCAGAUCUACUGUGAGCCACGAGACAUCGUGGGGAAAGUCCCGGAUAUCCUCAUUCGUGACAGCAUCUAAUUAAUCAUCAACCCUGUAACGUGAUCUCUAGCCUAUAAAAAGGAAACCUUCAGCGUCUCAUAAACCUGACCACUGGCCUUCACAGAUAUCUCCAGAACCAAGGACUUGUAUCCCAGGAGGAGCCCAGGCUAAUGGGUGGCCGCCUCAGUCCUGAGGCCAACGCUGAGGUGCCCCACGAAGCUCUUAGUUUCCACGGGGAUGCCACCGGCGCGCAGGUGCAUCUGGACGACCUGCGGAGCACAGCGCAUAGGCGCUCCACGUUCCACGAUGGCAUCGUGUUCAGCCAGCGGCCAGUGUGGCCUGGUGAGCGCGUAGCGCUGCGUGUGCUGCGACAUGAGGACGGCUGGUGCGGUGGCCUCCGUGUGGGCUUCACGCGCCUCGACCCUGCGCACGUGGCCCCGUCCUGCCUGCCACCCUUCGUAUGCCCUGACCUUGAGGAGCAGAGCCCCACGUGGGCAGCGCUGCUUCCAGAGGGCUUCGUCCGUGCAGGGAAUGUAGUCUGCUUCUGGGUGAACCGUCGAGGGUGGCUCUUCGCCAAGGUCAACGCUGGCCGCCCCCUCUUGCUGCGCAAAGACGUGCUGGUCCAGGGCGCCCCGCUCUGGGCGGUGAUGGAUGUGUACGGGACCACAAAAGCCAUCGAGCUGCUGGAUCCCAAAGCUGACGCCUGGAUCACCAACGGUGAGCCUGUGCCAGAGUCUGAAGUCACAUCAGGAGAGGAGUGUGUCAUCUGCUUCCACAACACUGUCAACACCCGCCUCAUGCCCUGUGGCCAUUCACACUUCUGCAGCGCCUGUGCCUGGCAUGUCUUCAAAGACACAGCCAAGUGCCCCAUGUGCCGCUGGCAGAUUGAGGAGGUGGCUGUAGUACCUUCACCGAAGCCUGGAGAAGGCUCCUGAAGAGAGGGAGCUUCCUGGAGUGGGUGGCAGAUGGGACCUGGCUCUGAGCCAGGCCCCUGCCAAAGGCGAAACCUCUGUCUAGACAUGGGUCAUCGAGCACGGUCACAGGCCACCAAGCCUGAUCUUGGGUCAGCAAGCCUUGUUAGCCGAGAGGGAGGCUCAGUGACUUUUUACUCAGCCAGAAGUUCGGGAGAGGUUGAUAUGGCAAAGAGAAAUCUCCCUGGCCACUUUGGGAAACCCCCAGUGUAGCAGGGGCAGCCUGAGCCCUCACAUUACAGCUGAGGACAUGAAGGGAUAGGUCUGUGUCUGGCAGAAGCGUCAGA